Molecule: messenger RNA, 3023 nt
Organism: Xyrauchen texanus (razorback sucker)
Lineage: Eukaryota; Metazoa; Chordata; Actinopteri; Cypriniformes; Catostomidae
Gene: rtf1
Product: RTF1 homolog, Paf1/RNA polymerase II complex component
Exons: 18
Coding region: 56-2095 (679 amino acids)
Cellular component (GO): Cdc73/Paf1 complex
Molecular function (GO): DNA binding; RNA polymerase II C-terminal domain phosphoserine binding
Source: RefSeq, a predicted model, not a curated record
GGAGGAGUGCGGCGCUGCUGUUUAAACACACAGGGAGCCAGGCAGGCAGCUAAAGAUGGUGAAUGUAAAGAAACGGAAAGGUCGGGUCGUGAUUGACUCCGACUCCGAGGAUAGUGCAAGCGACGAUAAUUUGGAUCAGGAGCUGCUGUCUCUGGCAAAGAGAAAGCGUGUGGAUUCUGAUGAACAGGAAGAACCUGUUAGUAAACCUGCCGCCUCCACUGACUCCGAGACAUCAGACAGUGAUGAUGAGUGGACUGUUGGAGGUACUAAAACCAAAAAGAAGGGAAAGCCAAGCAAAGGGCCGGAAAAAAAGAGCACAGUGAAGAUAAAAAAGGGCAAGGCGGCUUCAUCCGGCAGCUCAAAUGGAGAUGGUUCAGCAGAGAGUUCAGCUCCAGAGGAGGGUGAGGUGUCAGACUCCGAAAGUAACAGCUCGUCCUCCAGCUCGGAUUCUGACUCCUCAUCAGAAGACGAGGUUUUCAGGGAUGGAUACGGUGAUGAUCUGAUGGGGGACGAAGAGGACCGAGCCCGUUUGGAGCAGAUGACAGAGAAAGAGAGAGAACAGGAGCUGUUCAAUCGAAUAGAGAAGAGAGAAGUUCUCAAGAGGAGGUUUGAAAUAAAGCAAAAAUUGAAGACUGCAAAGAAGAAAGAAAAGGAAGAGAAAAAAAAAAAGCAGCAGGAGGAGGAGCAGGAGAAGAGGAAACUGUCUCAGGUCCCAGACCCUCAGGUGGUGAUGUCACAUAACAAAGAGAGACGGAUCAAGAGAGACGAGAAGCUGGACAAAAAGUCACAGGCCAUGGAAGAGCUGAAAGCAGAAAGAGAGAAGAGGAAAAACAGAACUGCUGAGCUCCUAGCAAAAAGGCAGCCACUGAAAACCAGCGAGGUCUACUCGGAUGAUGAAGAGGAGGAGGAAGAUGAUGAUGACAAAUCUUCAGUAAAGAGUGACCGCAGCUCAGGAUCUUCAUCUUUUGAUGAUGAGGAGGAAAAAGAGGAGGCUCCACCCAAGUCCCAGCCGGUGACAUUACCAGAUGAGCUGAAUCGGAUCCGGCUGUCCCGGCACAAACUGGAGCGCUGGUGUCACAUGCCAUUCUUUGCUAAAACUGUAACUGGAUGUUUUGUUCGGAUUGGCAUUGGAAACAGCAGCAGCAAACCUGUUUAUCGGGUGGCUGAAAUCAUUGAUGUGGUGGAGACGGCAAAAAUUUAUCAGCUGGGGACUACACGGACAAAUAAAGGCCUUCAGCUCCGGCAUGGAAAUGACACACGAGUGUUCAGACUUGAGUUUGUGUCUAAUCAAGAGUUUACUGAAAGCGAGUUUAUGAAAUGGAAAGAGGCGAUGUUUUCAGCAGGAAUGCAGCUUCCUAAUCUGGAUGAGAUCACCAAAAAAGAGCAGUCCAUCAAGGAGGCAGUCAACUAUAAAUUCAACGACAAAGACAUUGAAGAUAUUGUCAAAGAGAAAGACAGAUUCCGAAAGGCACCACCAAAUUAUGCCAUGAAAAAAACGCAACUUCUCAAAGAGAAGGCCAUGGCCGAAGAGAGUGGUGAUGGCGAGAAGGUGAAACUACUGCAGGAUCAGUUGAAUGAGCUGGAGGAGAGAGCAGAAGCACUUGACCGACAGAGAACCAAAAAUAUCUCUGCCAUCAGCUAUAUCAACCAGAGGAAUCGGAGUUGGAACAUUGUGGAAUCUGAGAAGGCUCUGGUGGCAGAGGGACAGAACUCCAAGAACCAACAGAUGGAUCCAUUCACCAGACGGCAGUGUAAACCAACCAUGGUGUCCAAUGCAAGAGAUCCCUCAGUCCAUGCAGCUAUUCUGGCACAUCUUAACCAGAAAUACGGUUCAGGCUCAGGCCAAGAUAACAGCCAGCAGGCUAACAAACAGGGCCCGGGUAACCAGAAAGACAAAGAUGCUACCAAGCCAACCAGCGACCUCUCAGAAGACCUUUUUAAAGUUCACGACUUUGAUGUCAAAAUUGACCUACAGGUUCCUAAUGCUGAAGCAAAGUCUUUAGCGGUGAGUUCAAACUCAUUGCCUGUUAAAGAUGGAGCACCACGCCGAUCUCUCAACCUGGAAGACUACAAGAAGAGACGAGGACUCAUCUGAUCUCUGACUCCACCUGCGAUUUUGUUCUCCCCUGAAUGAUUGGCCACCUUUGCUGGGGGGUCUGGGUCUAAAGCUGUGGCCACCCCUUGUGUGUGUGAGUGUGUUCAGGAAGUGUGUGGAAGUAUGUGUGUGUUAUAUGUGUGAUACAGAGAAAGAAUAAGUGUGUGUGUGUGUGUGUUUGAGAGAUUUUGAGUACUUGUAUGAUCGUUUCACCUGUACGUGAGAAGAAAUAACCAGAAAUAUUGAUAAUUUUCAGGUGUUUUCCUGCAAAGAGUCGCAUUUUGAAAGAUGAAAAAGUCUACAUUAUUUACAGUGUGUGCAGACAUGAAAGCAGGAUUGUAUUACCUCCUCCCGAUUCUCCAUUUCAUACUGAUGUAUGUAGCACAUUCUCUCCCUCUCAGACCCUCACAGAAUUAACCUUUUUUUUUUUUUAUACAAGUUUGUGAAUAAAUAUCUCAAAGGACACUAUUAAAAAAAAAAGACAACACAAAUCUAGCUUUUUCUUUGGAAGUUGUUAUUAGUUUUGAAUAAUGUGGUUCGGUCUGCCCCACUUACUCAAAAAAAAAAUUUUUUAAACCAACGUUUAAUGGUUCCAAUGACAGCCCUACUAACUCUGCUUGCUGGCUAAGAGGCUGAGGGGAGGACCAAUCAGAGGGGAAUUGACAAUGACAUCACACUCCCUAAAGACUCUAUUUAAGACGGUGAUCAAAUAAACGUAUUUGCCAUGGACAAAAAAAAAAAAAAAUGGAGAAUUGAUGUUUUCUUCUCUUUCUUCCACAUCCCUCUGUCUCCAUCAGAGCUGAUGUAAGUGUUAUUGAUCAUAAUUAUUGAUGAUGUCUUUUAAGUCCGUUCUCGUAUCUAUGUGGCAUGCCUUGUAAAUAAGCGAUCUCGAGUGAGUGCGGCUGAAUAAAAGAGGAACCUUUUCAUA